AAUUACACUUUUUUCGUCUGCUAAGGUCAAAAAUGUUUAAGCUUAAAGCGCCGACAUCUAGUUCUGUCCCUGGAAAAAAGAAGUUGCCACCACCAACGGAUGAGACUGUAGCGAAACGCAGGAAAUAUGAGCAGCAAGAUAAAGAGCGUGUUUAUCAGAAAUGUUGGGAGGUUGGACGGGAAUGGCUUGUUUAUAUAUCUGAAAAGAAAGUAAUGAAAUGUCAAAUAUGCAGCCAGUACUGGGAUUUAGAAAAAAGAAAGUCUCUUAGGCCUGAGGCAAUCCAAUGGCUGGAAGGGACUGACAUUCUCAAAAAAGACAGUGUUGUCAAACACGAGAAGACAAAGUACCAUGAAACGGCUGUGUUGUCUGGUGAGAAGUCUGUCCAGGAAAUUCAUACAUCAAAAGCAGCAGAAGCCCUCAAACAACUUCGGGAGGCUGACAGAACCCAAAUGAGUUACAAAUUCAGAAAUGCCCAUGCUGUGGCAAAGUGGGAUCUGUCACUCAAAUCUUAUGCUCGUCUGUGUGAGCUCGAUCAAGCAAAAGGCCUCAAAAUGAAUAACACAUAUCAAAAUGAUAUGUCAGCAAAGCAUUUUAUUGAAUAUCUUGCAAAGGACACACUAUCUUUCAUCCGUAGAGAGGUUGACAAAGCUAACUACCUCUCUAUAACUGUAGACGGGAGUAGUGAUGCUGCAGGCAUAGAACAGGAAUCGAUAUAUGUGCAUUUUGCCAGAGCUGGAAAAGUAUAUCAAAGGUUUAUUUGCUUUGCCUCCCCCGUGACAACUGCCUCUUGUGACAUUUAUGACACAAUUGUAGAAAGUUUGGACAGCUACUUGCCAGGAGCACGUGAUAAACUUGUAGGUCUGACAUGUGACGGAGCUUCCAAUAUGUUAGGUGUCCACAAGGGAGUUGGAGCUCUGCUGCUGAAGGAAAAGCCUGGCUUGGUAAUAACUCACUGCCUUGCCCAUCGGCUAGAAUUAGCCAUAAAAGAUGUGUUUAAGACAAACAAGACAUAUGACAAAGCAAUGACUUUAUUAGUUGGUGUGUUCUACUGGUAUAAACGCAGUUCCAAGCAACAAAAAGAACUAGCUAGAACCUUUAAAGCUCUUAAUCCGAAAUCAGUGCCAUUGAUGCCAACCAGAGCAGGCGGAACAAGAUGGGUUUCUCAUAUGAUGAAAGCCAUCAACACAUUUCUCAGGGCCUACGUCCCUAUCACAACACAUCUUGGACAUGCCUCCAACAGCAACAGCAAGGCUGAAGGUCUGCACAAGUUGGCAACAUCAAUGACCAUUAUGGUUUUCCUGGUUGUACUGAAGAACAUUCUAGAGCCAGUCAGUCGUAUGUCGAAGCUGCUGCAAGACCCAACAACUACUCUAGGCGAUGUGAAACACAUGAAGCAGUCAACUCUCCAGAGUUUAUCAGAUCUUGAGGUUUGCCAAAGUGAUGAGGAAGAUGUUGUCAGAACAAUCAUGGAGAGUCAGACCUACAAAGGGGUCAAACUUACCCAGAAAGGGAUUUCACCAAAUAGCUAUCAAAAUGCUCUAGCAAACUCAGUAUCUGAAGAAAUCUCUGCAAGAUUGUCUAAUGAUGAUGAUUUGUUAGAAGCAUCACAGAUAGUAAAUUUCAAAAUCUGGCCUAGUCAUGACGACCGGAAGGCUAUACAGGGGUUUGGUCGGAAUCACAUCACUGAGCUGUCCAAGCGUUUUCCUGCAAUAGAUGAGGAAGCAGUGAAAGUAGAGUUUCAACUCCUGAAGAAUCUGCUGUAUUCAAGGUAUGGUGCCCAAAUUAAAGAGCUGCAUUGGGAAGAUGCCGCUAGUGUUUUAAAUGGCCAUGGGGUUGAUCAGGCUUUAGAUAUGGUUGACUUGAUUCUGAGCCUCCCACCUACUUCAGUAUUCAACGAGAGAUCUUUCUCACACAUGAAACUGAUGAAGACAGACAGGAGAUGCCGUCUGAAGAGCAGCACCAUGUCAGGCUUGUGUUUGGUAAAAUUGGAAUCUGCACCUGUGGCAUCAUUUGACCCAACAUCAGCAAUAGAUCUUUGGGCUACCUCAUCUUCCAGACCCAGGCGUCCGAACUUCAUGAGAAAGAAGACAAAGGCAUCAACAACCGUUGAUGAGGUGUCAACUGAUGUGGACGUACCUCUGGAUGGAGCUAGAUCUAUUGACACUGACAGUCUUUCCGAUGAUGAGAGUGACGAUGAUGAGGAUGAUGAUGAUGUUGAUGAUGAUGAAAACUUCGAAAAUAAUGAAAAUAACAUUGCAAAAUAUUGUAAAGAACUCUCAGAGUCAGAUGUCAUGGAAUAAAAGUUUGAAACCUGGA
Messenger RNA from Dreissena polymorpha, 2316 nucleotides. RefSeq lists its product as uncharacterized. The transcript is spliced from 8 exons. The coding region runs from base 33 to 2300 and encodes 755 amino acids. The record is from RefSeq and is a predicted model, not a curated record. Lineage: Eukaryota; Metazoa; Mollusca; Bivalvia; Myida; Dreissenidae.